CUAGAAGACUUAAUCCUUAGCUGCUGAAAAAAGAUCUCAGGAGUAAUCCCCAGAUCGUGUCAUCGUUAGUGGCUCACAAGAGGACAUGUCGGCACAUAUCUUUCCAGUCAUCGGCAACUUCCCCCGGGCCAAUCUGCAGUGCUCCAUCCACCCAUCUAUCCUCUCGUGCCGUCGUGCGUUGCCAAGCCGACCAGGGAGUGACGAAGCUACCAUGCUCGGCCUCCGCGGCCUCGUCGCCGCGCCCGCACCUGCCGCCGCAGCACCACCGAGGGGGCGGUGCAGCGCCGCCGCGCCGCCGGAGAAGGCCGGCCGGGUUUCCUUGGCCGUCCCCGCGGCCGCCGCGCUCUCGCUGGUCAUCUGGACCAGUCCAGCGAGCGCCGGCAUCCUGUCAGGUUUCUCGGGGUUGGAGUCGACGCCAGGCCCGGACCUGCCCCGGCUCGAGUUCCUGGAGAAAUGGAAUGCCGAGAACCAGAAGAAGUACGCCGAGUUCGACAACAGGUUCAAGAACUCCCAGGUGCUGAAGGACCUGCUCGAGAAGUCUAAGAAGAACAAGGAGAAGAACGAGAGGUUGAUCCAGGACAAGUACUGCCUGAGGGGCGCCGAGUGGGGCGUCGGGGACUGCUCCACGGAGGGCAUGUCAGAACAGGAGCGGGAGGAUUUCAUCUCGGAGCUCAAGAAGAAAACUGGAGCGGAAUAGCGAGCUGACUCAUCUCUAGCUGAUAAACGAGGAGGAGCACUUCGCCGGUCGCCGCUGCAAUGUUUGGGGAAUUGCCUUUUUUAUUACCAUGGGAGUUCUAGGAAGGCCGACGAAAUGUUCUUUCAGAGAGCACUAGGAGUAUCAAGAGAAUGUACACGACCAUCACGCGACCUCAAAAUUUAUUACAAUGUACAUGCACCAAGCGGAAUGCGCAUCUGCAGAAGCAAAUCACUAUUGCCACAAUAUCGCAAGUUCUUGAAA
Panicum virgatum (switchgrass) is the source of this 958-nucleotide messenger RNA. RefSeq lists its product as uncharacterized. The record is from RefSeq and is a predicted model, not a curated record. Bases 86 to 697 code for a protein of 203 amino acids. Lineage: Eukaryota; Viridiplantae; Streptophyta; Magnoliopsida; Poales; Poaceae. The transcript has 4 exons.